UCCGUAUCCCUGUCCCAAUAUUUUUCUCCUCCUGGCUUUGCUAGCGGCCCGGUGGCAUCCCGAUGUAACUCCAUCUCAUAAUCAUCCUGUUCAACUCGAAAACGUGUCUUCUACAGGCGCCGACAUUUUGAGAGAAUGAGCAGUUGCACAACUCCCAACCAGCCUACUCUCUCCGAAUGUUCUUUCAGAAAGGAUCCUUUUGCCUGCCAGGCGCUGUUCAGGGCUUAAAUGCCCCACGAGCGCAAUGAUUUGGUAAAAAACUGCGUGCGCUAUUACUUGUAGGAGCAAACAUGACCAGAGAUGACUAGGGCGCGUAGGAUGUCGGCAAAGCUAGGGAACGUGCGGACAGACUUGUGCCACUAUCGUAUAUAAAUCGGCGACGAGAGAGGGAGGGGAGCAAGUGCUGAACAUUCUUCUUAGCAUACAGUUCAGUUCGACACCAAAGGGAAAUACGAUAACCUAUUUGGCACCAAACAGGAAUUACGGUGGUUCCUCUGCAAACUGCUGUUUGGACUGCCUACAUUGUUUACCUUGCAAAUGAGAGCCUAGUUUUGGAAGGAGAAACUCAAACAAAGUAUUUAACUUGGAGUUGUUUGAUCUUUCCUGAGGAAGUCAGACAGUGAAACAUAAUUCAAGAUGGAGAAUAUGGAAGAUGGGAAGAAGAAGAAGGGAGUGACCUGUUACCUCCUCUACUGCAUCACUACAGCCGUCAUCGGCUCCCUGCAGUUCGGAUACAACACUGGAGUCAUCAAUGCCCCUGAGCAGAAACUGCGACGGUUCUUCCAGAAUGUGUCUAUGGAUCGUUAUGGAGACCCCUUCUCCUCUGGGACUAACACCAUGGUUUGGAGCUUCGCUGUUGCCAUCUUCAGUGUGGGGGGCAUGGUUGGGUCCUUGUCUGUGGGGUUCAUGGUGGACAAGUUUGGGAGGCGUAAGUCCAUGCUCCUGGCCAACGUGCUGGCCCUUCUGGGUGGAACUCUGAUGGGUCUGUCCAGCCUGUGUAAGUCCUUUGAGAUGGUAAUCAUUGGCAGGCUGGUCAUUGGCGUGUUCUGUGGCCUGUGUACGGGACUGACGCCCAUGUACGUGGGAGAGCUGGCCCCCACGCACCUCAGGGGGGCCUUCGGCACCCUCCACCAGCUGGGAGUGGUCAUUGGCAUCCUGGUGGCACAGGUCUUUGGUCUGGAGUUUCUGCUGGGGUCAGACUCCCUGUGGCCCCUCCUGCUGUCCCUGACGGCCAUCCCUGCUGUGGUGCAGAGCAUCAUGUUGCCCUUCUGCCCAGAGAGCCCCCGCUACCUCCUCAUCAGCCUCAACCAGGAGGAGGAGGCUCGCAAAGCCCUGGUGCGUCUGCGUGGCUGUGAGGACGUAAGUGAUGACAUCCAGGAGAUGAAGGAAGAAGGGAUGAAGAUGGCCAUGGAGAAGAAGGUCACUAUUCCAGAACUCUUCCGCUCACCAUCCUACCGUCAGCCAAUCAUCAUCGCCAUCAUCCUGCAGCUCUCCCAGCAGCUCUCUGGCAUCAACGCGGUAUUCUACUAUUCGACAGGUAUAUUUGACACUGCCGGGGUGACCCAGCCCAUCUACGCCACUAUAGGAGCUGGGGUGGUCAACACUCUAUUCACAGUGGUAUCUCUCUUCCUGGUGGAGAGGGCGGGACGAAGGACCCUGCACCUCAUCGGAUUGGCUGGAAUGGCUGUCAGUGCUCUGCUCAUGACCAUCUCUCUCUCAUUGGUGAAGACCAACCCGUCUCUGAGCUACCUGGCCAUCGUGGCGGUGUUUGCCUUCGUGGCCAGUUUUGAGAUGGGUCCAGGUCCUAUCCCAUGGUUCAUAGUUGCUGAGUUAUUCUCCCAGGGGCCUCGGCCUGCAGCUAUGGCCGUCGCCGGCUGCUCCAACUGGACCGCCAACUUCCUGGUCGGGCUGGGCUUCCCCAAACUGGAGGAGCUGUGUGGUCCUUACGUCUUUAUCAUCUUCAUGAUCUUCCUCAUAUUCUUCUUCGUCUUCACCUACUUCAACGUUCCGGAGACCAAGGGGCGGACCUUUGACGACAUUGCCAAAGGAUUCGCCGGCACUGCAGGAGCACAAUCUCCUCCCCCAGAGGGCAUGGUCACCCUGCCCGUCUCCCCGACGACGGAGAAAGUUCCAAUGGUUGAGUUUCCGACGGAAGAGAAGUAAAAGAAGUGAUCGUCAGCGAAUCCGUAGAUAGUGUAACAGUUAGAGAACAGGGUUACAGGGUUAGACAAGCCCCUUGUGCAUAGAUACUGUAGUGUAGGGAGUUUAAAACAAAACUUUAUUGUCCAUUUGAGGUUGAAUUGGACUUUUAAAGUGCAGGACUAGAGAUAUGCACUGUUGUGGAGAGGAGCUUCCAUAUGAAAUAGCAGCUUGGUGUUGGGGUGUGUGUAUAGUGUGUGUUGGGAAUAGGGUUGGGGAUGAUAAUGCAGGCAUCAUGAGAGUGCGUGUCAAAGAGGAGUUAUGUUUACUGUGUGUCAGUGUGUGCAUGUGUGUGUGUGCCUUCAGUCAUUUUCAUUUAAACUGCCUAAAGUAUUUAUUACUGUAAGUUAUUAAUGAUCAUUUGUAAUUAGCUUUUACCAAUGCCCAAGUAAUUUAUGACAUUUAUUUUUAGCUGACUUAACUCAUAGACGCCAAUCAUUAGUUAAUCAAUGACAAUUUUUACUACUACUUUUUAAUGAUUGACAUUACAAGUAAAAACCUUUAUAAUAUUAGCAUUUAUGAGGAUAAACAUUCCAACAAAUAUGUUCAGUAAUAAACUUCCCGUAUUGUCCUUCACUUGGGUUAAAAUGGGAAUAGGAUUUGGGUUGAUGUGUACUGAGGUCAGUGGGUUUGGUAGUACAGUACGGGAACCUAAAGAUCCUCUCUGCCUGGUGUAUCCUAACCUGGCCUAUCUGUUUCUCUUCCUGGUGUAUCCUAACCUGGCCUAUCUGUCUCUCUUCCUGGUGUAUCCUAACCUGGCCUAUCUGUCUCUCUUCCUGGUGUAUCCUAACCUGGCCUAUCUGUCUUUCUGCCUGGUGUAUCCUAACCUGGCCUAUCUGUCUCUCUUCCUGGUGUAUCCUAACCUGGCCUAUCUGUCUUUCUGUCUGGUGUAUCCUAACCUGGCCUAUCUGUCUUUCUGCCUGGUGUAUCCUAACCUGGCCUAUCUGUCUCUCUUCCUGGUGUAUCCUAACCUGGCCUAUCUGUCUCUCUUCCUGGUGUAUCCUAACCUGGCCUAUCUGUCUUUCUGCCUGGUGUAUCCUAACCUGGCCUAUCUGUCUCUCUUCCUGGUGUAUCCUAACCUGGCCUAUCUGUCUUUCUGCCUGGUGUAUCCUAACCUGGCCUAUCUGUCUCUCUUCCUGGUGUAUCCUAACCUGGCCUAUCUGUCUUUCUGCCUGGUGUAUCCUAACCUGGCCUAUCUGUCUCUCUUCCUGGUGUAUCCUAACCUGGCCUAUCUGUCUUUCUGCCUGGUGUAUCCUAACCUGGCCUAUCUGUCUCUCUUCCUGGUGUAUCCUAACCUGGCCUAUCUGUCUCUCUUCCUGGUGUAUCCUAACCUGGCCUAUCUGUCUUUCUGCCUGGUGUAUCCUAACCUGGCCUAUCUGUCUCUCUGCCUGGUGUACCCUAACCUAGCCUAUCUGUCUUUCUGCCUGGUGUAUCCUAACCUGGCCUAUCUGUCUCUCUUCCUGGUGUAUCCUAACCUGGCCUAUCUGUCUCUCUUCCUGGUGUAUCCUAACCUGGCCUAUCUGUCUUUCUGCCUGGUGUAUCCUAACCUGGCCUAUCUGUCUCUCUUCCUGGUGUAUCCUAACCUGGCCUAUCUGUCUUUCUGCCUGGUGUAUCCUAACCUGGCCUAUCUGUCUUUCUGCCUGGUGUAUCCUAACCUGGCCUAUCUGUCUCUCUGCCUGGUGUACCCUAACCUAGCCUAUCUGUCUUUCUGCCUGGUGUACCCUAACCUAGCCUAUCUGUCUUUCUGCCUGGUGUACCCUAACCUAGCCUAUCUGUCUUUCUGCCUGGUGUAUCCUAACCUAGCUUUUACGUCUCUGGAGACUGACCUUGAACUGUCACAGAGACUCAGCAGCACGGACGUGUCUCUCCCUGAACACUGAGUCAGCUAGAACACUGGCAUGGCUCACCCACAUCUGUGGCUUCUGUCUGCCUCAUCAGACUACAUACAGUACAGGCUUCCAAUGCCUGGCUUGCCUAUCAUAGCUAUGCUAAUGAGGAGUUCAGUAGUAACAUUUCUUCAAGUCUCCAAAUAGUACAUGAAACAUAGAUUCUGGGUUUGGCCAGUAUGAUAGUAGAAUAUUUGACAGCAUGAUAACAGUUUCUUCAAGACAGUUAGAUUGAGAGAAUGUGUGGAGGAACUUUGAAGAAUCUCAGAUGUACUCCAAUUCAUGUAUCAGAUAGGGGUAGAGGCAAUAUAUGGAGCAAAGCCAUUCGACCUCUAUGGAACAAUGACAUUCAUCCACUACUAGUACUUGGAAAGUCUACAUUGACCUCAGUAUGAUGUAUAGUGGCUACACAGUUUUUGGAGUGAGAUCUCACAAUCUACUUAAGACAACCGCGUGUAACAUGAGCUGUGAUUGCUUUGUGUGUGAAGACUUCUAUAUAUUCUAUAUAUCAUAGAAUUAAGCCCUCUACCAAAUAGAAUGUAUCAUAGACUAGAUCUAACCUUUAUAUUUUUAAUCAGACCGUUUCUAAGAGUGAAUUUCUAGUCAUUUUCACAACCUACCAAGUGUGAAGUAUAUGAUCACAGUAGAAGACGAUAUAUGAUUUUCUAGGAACAUAGAUUUGUUAGGAACAUCCUGAAAAUAGUUGUUCCAACAAGGUGUCUACCAUUAAAGGAGAGUAUAUACCAACCCUAAAGUAAUAGUAUUUAUUGUGACAACAACAGUGUCUACCAUUAAAGGAGAGUAUAUACCAACCCUAAAGUAAUAGUAUUUAUUGUGACAACAACAGUGUCUACCAUUAAAGGAGAGUAUAUACCAACCCUAAAGUAAUAGUAUUUAUUGUGACAACAACAGUGUCUACCAUUAAAGGAGAGUAUAUACCAACCCUAAAGUAAUAGUAUUUAUUGUGACAACAACAUGCUAAAAGUGUCUAAAAAUCUUGAAACUUCAGUGGUGUAAUAUAGUAUUGUGAUUGUGGAGUCUUGUGUAGGUUUUGACCAGGUUAGUUGUUGUUAUACAUGGCUGUAAGUUAUUUCUACUAUAUUGUAGCUAGUGUACAUUCCAUAAUGGUGGCAAAUAUCUUCUCUGUGUCUCAUACAGUAUCUACUAAUACUUUUCUGUUCUACUAUUACUCAUGUGAUGUUGUUACUCAUUGAUAACUGAGCACUUUUCUACCUUUUGGCCUAAAACAACAUUUGACCUAUCAUCACUUUGGCAAUCUGGCUUUUCUUCGAUGGUUGUGAAUGUGGUGUGUACAUAUACAGUAUGUUAAUAUGUGUCUGUUACAAAAUACAUUCCUGUUAUUAUAGCUUUCCUCAUAGCUUUCAUAACUCAUUUCAUAAUGUUUCUGGCACUGCUGCUUGCACUCUGCACAUACUACUGAAUGUUGCUAUGGUGAUGUACUCUACCAUUCUCUGCCAUACAUAUUGUGCUAACAUGAUGUUAAUGUGAAUAUUAUGAAUGCAGUGGUUCAUUGGGCGCUCUUGUGUAUUAAUAAAAAAAAAUAGUAUGUAAAUGUUCCACUGUACAGGAGAUUUUUAUUUCUUUAAAAAUGACCUUUAUUGGCCCAAUAAUUAAUCAUUACAACAUUUUUUUCAUUUUAACAACCUAGAUAGUUAAAGACAAGCCGCCCUCCUCGUCCACUGUACAUAAAAAAAACUGACGCCCCACACCCCUACAAAAACCCCAGAGAGAGAGAGAGAGAGAGAGACACAGAGAGAGAGAGAGAGACAGAGACAGAGAGAGAGAGAGAGAGAGACAGAGAGAGAGAGAGACAGAGAGAGAGAGAGAGAGAGAGAGACAGAGAGAGAGAGAGAGAGAGAGAGACAGAGAGAGAGAGAGAGAGAGAGAGAGAGAGAGAGAGAGAGAGAGAGAGAGAGAGAGAGAGAGAGAGAGAGAGAGAGAGAGAGAGACAGAGAGAGAGAGAGAGAGAGAGAGACAGAGAGAGAGACUACUGUAUAAUUAUUGUUCUAUUAUGUUGUAAUAAAGAGUCACUCAAGCCUUAUAAAUAUGUUUUUAUUUUAAAGGGCAUCUGUGAAUUUUUGUACCAUUGAAAAACCAGAAGUCUGAUAUUCUCAGUAGGUUUUUUUCGAGAAUGUUUUGUGCUCUGUCUUUGUAAUGCUCGUCAUAAAACGACAACAUUCGUCUUUACACUUUCCUUGUAUCUGUGUGUGUAUAUCAAGCUCACUGUAUGUAUUCUGUGUGUGUAUAUCAACCUCACUGUAUGUAUCUGUGUGUGUAUAUCAAGCUCACUGUAUGUAUCUGUGUGUGUAUAUCAACCUCACUGUAUGUAUCUGUGUGUGUAUAUCAAGCUCACUGUAUGUAUCUGUGUGUGUAUAUCAACCUCACUGUAUGUAUCUGUGUGUGUAUAUCAACCUCACUGUAUGUAUCUGUGUGUGUAUAUCAACCUCACUGUAUGUAUCUGUGUGUGUAUAUCAACCUCACUGUAUGUAUCUGUGUGUGUAUAUCAACCUCACUGUAUGUAUUCUGUGUGUGUAUAUCAACCUCACUGUAUGUAUCUGUGUGUGUAUAUCAACCUCACUGUAUGUAUCUGUGUGUGUAUAUCAACCUCACUGUAUGUAUUCUGUGUGUGUAUAUCAACCUCACUGUAUGUAUCUGUGUGUGUAUAUCAACCUCACUGUAUGUAUUCUGUGUGUAUAUCAACCUCACUGUAUGUAUUCUGUGUGUGUAUAUCAACCUCACUGUAUGUAUCUGUGUGUGUAUAUCAACCUCACUGUAUGUAUCUGUGUGUGUAUAUCAACCUCACUGUAUGUAUCUGUGUGUGUAUAUCAACCUCACUGUAUGUAUCUGUGUGUGUAUAUCAACCUCACUGUAUGUAUUCUGUGUGUGUAUAUCAACCUCACUGUAUGUAUCUGUGUGUGUAUAUCAACCUCACUGUAUGUAUCUGUGUGUGUAUAUCAACCUCACUGUAUGUAUCUGUGUGUGUAUAUCAACCUCACUGUAUGUAUCUGUGUGUGUAUAUCAACCUCACUGUAUGUAUUCUGUGUGUGUAUAUCAACCUCACUGUAUGUAUCUGUGUGUGUAUAUCAACCUCACUGUAUGUAUCUGUGUGUGUAUAUCAACCUCACUGUAUGUAUUCUGUGUGUGUAUAUCAACCUCACUGUAUGUAUUCUGUGUGUGUAUAUCAACCUCACUGUAUGUAUCUGUGUGUGUAUAUCAACCUCACUGUAUGUAUCUGUGUGUGUAUAUCAACCUCACUGUAUGUAUCUGUGUGUGUAUAUCAACCUCACUGUAUGUAUUCUGUGUGUGUAUAUCAACCUCACUGUAUGUAUUCUGUGUGGUUUAUUCUGUGGUUCUUUCUGUGUUUAUGUAACACUAUAUCUUGGUAACACAUGCUGCCUGGUGGAAACUAUAUUUCCCACGAUACAACACAAAACCUCCUCUGCCUUGUAGAACUCACUGAACACUGUAACAACGUAAUGAUGUUUGACGUUUGACCUGGAAAUAAAGCCACUAGUGACCAUA
This is a messenger RNA of Salvelinus fontinalis (brook trout), 7628 nucleotides long. Its product is annotated as solute carrier family 2, facilitated glucose transporter member 3-like. Gene Ontology annotation, cellular component: basolateral plasma membrane; apical plasma membrane. The record is from RefSeq and is a predicted model, not a curated record. Bases 637 to 2163 code for a protein of 508 amino acids. Gene Ontology annotation, molecular function: hexose transmembrane transporter activity. The transcript has 11 exons. Lineage: Eukaryota; Metazoa; Chordata; Actinopteri; Salmoniformes; Salmonidae. Gene Ontology annotation, biological process: monosaccharide transmembrane transport; response to insulin.